GAUUUAAAAGUCAACUCUCUCUCUCUGACCAAGGUCAGUCACCAGAUACUAGCUGGAUCUGAGAACAGGACUUUGUGUGGACUGGUGGGACUCAGCUGUCAGUACUACUGGGCUAGAAAUUUACCAAACCCUGCGCCUUUCCAAUACGACCGACCACCGCACCUUGGUUUAUCAUUUUCUAUCUCCCAUCCACGAUGAACGUGGCACCUUGUUCUCGCUGUGGUUUUGGAGUAUACCCUGCUGAGAAGAUAAACUGUAUAGACCAGAUAUGGCACAAGGCUUGCUUCCACUGCGAGAUUUGCAAGAUGAUCCUCACAGUCAAUAACUUUGUGAGCUUCCAGAAGAGGCCGUACUGCCAGGCACACAACCCAAAGAACAACGUAUUUACCAGUGUGUACGAGACACCAGUAAAUAUUCAUGUCAAGAAACAGACGCAAGCGCUCAGUGAGAUCAAGUAUCGAGAAGAGGGGGAAAAGUUCAAAUCAGUUUUUAAUUGGGACAUGAAGCCCAGAGAGAUCGAGCAUGACAGCAAAGUAGAAAAAAUCCUCAGCCAGAAAGCUUUCGAAGAUGUCAAAUCUUGGUACUCUCAGACGGACCGAGAAUUGGUACAAGUGUCUCAGACUGAAAAGUCCCUCAGUGAUAUGAAAUACACCGAAGAAUAUGAAGAGCAGAUAAGGAAAGGCAGCUUCCCUGCGAUGAUCACACCUGCUUACCAAACCGCAAGAAAAGCCAAUAACUUGGCAAGCACCGUGGGGUACAAGCGAGGACACGAGGAGCGCCUCUCACAAUAUACCAGAGUUGUGGACACUAAAGAUAUUUUACACGCCAAGGCAGGAGCGCAGCUUCACAGUGAUGUGAAAUACACAGAGGAUUAUGAAGAGCAGCGAGGGAAAGGCAGCUUCCCAGCAAUGGUCACCCCGGGCUAUCAAAUCGCCAAGAGGGCUAAUGAGCUGGCUAGCGAUGUUAAAUAUCACCGUCAUUACGAGAAGCAGAUAAAGGGGAGAGCGAGCCAGACAGCUGGGACAGAUGUGACACACGUCAAACAGACAGAUCAUUUAAGCCCGGAUUACUUAGAGGAAGAGGAAGAGUACCGAGGAAAAGGAAGCUUCCCUGCGCUGAUUACACCUGCAUAUCUGCAUGCAAAAAAAGCCAAUGAAAUAGCAAGUGAUAUCAAAUAUAAGAAAGAUUUUUCAAAGAUGAAAGGGGCCGCUCAUUACCAUACUCUGGCCACGGAGGACAACAUGACCAUGAAACAAGCCCAGAACGUGAAUAAGCUGGUCAGCGAGGUGGAGUACAAGAAAGAUUGGGAGCACAGUAAAGGACACAGUAUUAACUACUGUGAAACGCCUCAGUUUAGGAAUGUCAGCAACAUCUCAAAAUUCACUAGUGAUUUAAAGUAUAAAGAGAAGUACCAGAACCAGAUGAAAGGUCACUAUGAAGGUAUCGGAAUGGACCAGCGCACCAUGCACGCCAUGAAGGCGGGGAGUCUGGCCAGCAAUGUUGCCUACAAAUCAGAUUAUAAGAAUGAUGACGUGGAUGCAAAUUAUUACUAUCCGGCCACGCAAACCCCGUCCUAUCAGACCACAAAGAAACUGAAUCCAUUAAAAGAUGUUAACUACCGGCAGAGUAUUGACAAGGUAAAAUACAGCUCUGUAGCAAUCACCCCAGAAAUGGUUCAAGCCAAAGUGAACGCCCAGCAGCUGAGUGAUUUAAAUUAUCGUGCAGAGUAUGAAAAAUCCAAGACACAUUACACGCUCUCACAAGAUCUUCCUGGCCUACGGAAAGCAAAAUCAAAUGCUGAACUGUACAGUGACAAUAAGUACAGAGAAGACUGGAUAAAGAACAAGGGUCGAAACUUUGAGAUGCGCCUGGACUCGUUGUCAAUACUCUCAGCCAAAGCAUCAAUGAACCUAGCAAGUGAUAUUAAAUACAGAGAACAAUAUGAAAAGAAUAAAGGUAAAGCAGCAUCAACGAGUGACUCCAGACUACUCCAUUCAUUACAAGUAGGAAAGAGGGACAGUGAGGUAAAUUACAAGAAAGGAUUCAAGGAGAGCCAAACUCAGUUCCACUUACCGAUGGAUAUGGUAAACCUCACUCAUGCCAAGAAGGCUCAGGCUCUGGCAAGUGACCUGGACUACAGAACGAAAUUCCACGAAUAUACCAUCCUUCCCGAGGACAUGAAGGUCAAAUGGGCCAAGAAAGCGUAUGAUCUUCAGAGUGAGCUCCGAUACAAAUCGGAUCUUUCAUGGAUGAAAGGCGUAGGAUGGGUUGCUGAAGGCAGUCUGAAUGUGAAACAGGCUAAGAAAGCUGCGGAUCUCAUUAGCGAGAAAAAGUACCGUCAGAAAGCGGACCUGUGGAAGUUUACCAGCAUUGCCGACAGCCCGCAGAUUAAACAAGCCAAGAAAAGCCAGGAGCUGCAGAGUGAUCUUGUUUACAAAUCCGGAACCGAGCAUAUGCUCCAUCACUACACAAUCAGCAAGGAUGAGCCGGUUUUCCUGCAGGCACGAACCAACGCGGCUAAUCUGAGUCAGAAACUGUACAAGAGCAGCUGGGAGAACCAGAAAGAGAAGGGUUUUGAGCUGAGACUGGAUGCUUUGAGUAUACUGACCGCCAAAGCAAAGCGGGAUCUAGCAAGUGAUAUCAAAUACAAGGAAAGUUACGAAAAAACAAAGGGUCAACUUAUUGGGGUCCAGGAUGUUCAAGGGGAUUCCCAAAUCUCCCAUUCACUCCAAAUGAGCAAGAUGCAGAGUGAUUUGCAGUACAAGAAGGGGUGUGAGCUUUCCAUGAAACAAUAUUGUGUCUCCAUGGACUCCCUGGACAUGUUGCAUGCUACCAAAGCGCAGGGACUGGCAACUGAACAGGGGUACAGGACCUUCCUUCAUCGCUACAAAGCCUUGCCCACCGACAUGAAGCUGCAAUGGGCCAAGAAGGCGUAUGAUCUGCAGAGUGAUAAUCUGUACAAAUCUGACCUGAAGUGGAUGAAGGGUGUUGGCUGGAUAACGACAGGCUCAUUAGAUGUACUGCAGGCCAAGAAAGCUGGAGAGCUCAUCAGCGAGAAGUCAUAUCGACAAUCACCAUCUGCAUUUAAAUUUACCAGUAUUCAAGAUACGCCAGAGAUUACGCAGGCCAGGAUUAGUUACAACCAGUCUGUGGAUAGUAAAUACAAAGAACAUGGGGAGAAUAUAAAACACCAUUAUACCUCCAUCGCGGAGCUCCCUGAACUACUGCAAGCAAAACUAAAUGCCUUAAACAUUAGUGAGACGCGUUACAAGGAAUCGUGGAGCAAGUUGAAAGAUGGCGGAUACAAGCUGAAACUGGAUGCCAUCCCCUUCCAGGCUGCUAAAGCCUCUAAUGAGAUAAUUAGUGAUCACAAAUAUAAAGAGGAGUUUGAGAAAACGAAAGGAAGGAUGAUUGGUUUGCGUUGCCUGGAGGACGACAUCAGCAUCUCGCAUUCUGUUCAUUCAGCCUCCCUCUCCAGUGAUGUACAUUACAAGAAAGGGUUUGAAAAGAGUAAAACUCAAUUCAAAUUACCAAUGGAUAUGGUAAACCUGGUGCACGCUAAGAAAGUCCAGUCGCUGGUCAGUGACCAGAAUUACAGAAACCUUCUCCAUCAUUACACUUUGCUCUCCGACGACCUCAGAAUGAUGUCUGCCAAGAAAGCCUACGAACUGCAAAGCGAGAACCUGUACAGGUCCGAUCUGAACUUUAUGAGAGGCGUUGGCUGCAUUGUCCCUGGUUCACUGGACAUUGAAGAAAGGAAGAGAGCCUCAGAUCUUGUUAGUGAGCACAAAUACCGGCAGCAGCCACAUACGUUCAAGCACACGACUGUUACAGAUUCCCUGGACCUUCUCCAUGCAAAAUUCAGUAACAAGAUAACCAACGAGCGUUUGUACAAAGCUGCGGGAGAAGAGUCCCUGCACCAUUACACCACUAUUCUUGGACUGCCGGAACAUAUCAGAGCCAAAUUAAAUGCUGUGAACUUCAGUGAUAUUAAAUAUAGGGAGUCUUGGCUGAACGCACGUGCUCAGGGUCACAAGCUGACUAUGGAAGCCAUGCAAUUUCAAACCGCUAAGUCUUCUGGGAACAUUGCAAGCGAUUGCAAAUACAAACACAACUAUCUAUCGGAGAAAGGGAAGCACAUUGGGGCCAGGAGUAUUUUAGAUGACCCGAAGAUGCUGCACUGUCAGCGCAUGGCCAAGUUACAGAGUGAGCAGCAGUACAGAAAGGAAUCUCACCACCUUCGCUCUCAUUAUCACCUGCCGAUGGACAUGGUCAAUCUAGUCCAUGCUAAGAGGGCCCAGGCGCUAGCCAGCGACCAAGACUACAAAAUAAAGCUGCACGAGUACACUGCGGAGCCUGAGGAUGUGAGACUGCUGUGCGCCAAGAGAGCUCAUCUGCUGCAGAGUGAGUCACGGUACAAAUCGGACUUAAACUUCAUGAGGGGAGUGGGCUGGCAGGCUGCUGGAUCCCCUCACAUUGAAAGCGUGAAGAAGGCUGGCGAGCUUAUUAGUGAGACCAAAUAUCGUCAGAAUCCUGGCUCAAUGACUUUCACCACAGUGGUAGAUUCCCCAGAUCUCCUCCACGCAAAGAACAGCUACCUCCAGUGCAAUGAGAGAUUGUACAAGUUGGGAGACUCUGAUGCAAUUCACAGGUCGUCAUUGCCUCCUGAUCACCCAGACUUUCUAAGAGCUCGCAUCAAUGCAUCUCAGAUAAGUGACAAAGCUUACAGGACAUUGUCGGAACAGUCCCGGGCGGCUGGCUAUGACCUGAGAUUGGAUGCCAUCCCGUUCCAGACUGCCAAGGCUUCCAGAGAGAUUGCUAGUGAUUUCCGCUACAAAGAAGCCUUUGUUAAGGAUAAGGGUCAUCAGAUUGGAUUCCGCAGCAUUUCUGAUGACCCUAAGGCCAUGCACGCUAUGAGGGUCAGCAAAAUGCAGAGUGACAAAGAAUACAAAAGACUUUCUAAACAGGGCAGAGCAAACGUCAGGACCCACCUUGACCAACCCAGGUUCAUCCAGGCCAAAAAGAGUCAACAGCAAGCCAGUAAUGUCAACUAUCGUCAGCACCUUCACCAGUACACAUGUGACCCUCAACAACUCAAUCUGAAGCAUGCCAAACAAGCGCACAGUCUGCAGAGCGAUGUGAAAUACAAAUCAGAUCUGAAUUGGAUGAAGGGCAUUGGUUGGACCCCACCCGGCUACUACAAGGUGGAACUGGCACGUAGGGCAGCGGAAUUGGCAAACACAGAAGAUGAGCCAGAUUUUAGCAUGGAAUCUGAACAUUUCAUAAACCAGAGGGCGCCUGACUCUUUACAGCAGAGUGGGGUGAAUCUGGAUGCUUCAGAGAUCCUGCAAGUCAAACGGAAGAAAAUGCUACCUAUGAGAAAAUAAAUGUGGGCGGCACCAGUGCAAUAAAAAUGCAACACAUUGCUUUAACCCUUUACUGGAUGUGACAUAUAACACGAAUAUCGACAAAACGCGAUUUAACCCUUUAAUGGGUGUGACAUAUAACACGAAGAUUGACAAUACGCGAUUUAACCCUUUACUGGAUGUGACGUAUAACAUGAAUAUCGACAAUACACGAUUUAACCCUUUACUGGAUGUGUUGUAUAACAUGAAUAUCGACAAUACGCGAUUUAACCCUUUACUGGAUGUGACGUAUAACAUGAAUAUUGACAAUACGCGAUUUAACCCUUUACUGGAUGUGACGUAUAACAUGAAUAUCGACAAUACGCGAUUUAACCCUUUACUGGAUGUGACGUAUUACAUGAAUAUCGACAAUACACGAUUUAACCCUUUACUGGAUGUGACGUAUAACACGAAUAUCGACAAUACGCGAUUUAACCCUUUACUGGAUGUGACGUAUAACACGAAUAUCGACAAUACGCGAUUUAACCCUUUACUGGAUGUGACAUAUAACACGAAUAUCGACAAUACGCGAUUUAACCCUUUACUGGAUGUGACAUAUAACACGAAUAUCGACAAUACACGAUUUAACCCUUUACUGGAUGUGAUGUAUAACAUAAUAAAUCGACAAUACGUAAUUUAACCCUUUACUGGAUGUGACAUAUAACACGAAUAUCGACAAUACGCGGUUUAACCCUUUACUGGAUGUGAUGUGUUUCAGAGCUAAUGGCUCACUUCAAGCUGAUAUAAUUCUAUUUGUUUACUUGUUAAAUGCAGAUUUCUCUGCACUUUAUUAGCCUCUUCCUUGCAGCCAUGUUUAGAAUAUUCCCGAAUUCCUGCGUCCCCUGCACCAUUAGUUCUGACACCUUCAGUUAAAAUGCUGCGUGUCUGCACAGUCUGCGAUUUCUUACACCUAAAAUGUGUGAUCAGUUUUUCUUCCAUAGAAUCUAAAUAGCAAAUGGAUUUUAGAAAGCUUAUUACAAUGGUUUAAUGUAUCUCUUUAGUAACGUUAUCUGCUCACAAUUAACAUAUUAAGAACAGCGCAGUACGUGGUCCGUUAUAUCCAAACACGGCCGAAAAUCACAGAAAGACCUUAAUUGUCAGGGUAUUCACUGGUCUCUUUCACUGGAGAUCUUACGGCUUGCGUACAUCCUGUAGGUUAUCUCUGAAUACCUUAUAGUCUGUUGCUGUUCUUUAUGACACACAAUAAUCAAUGGAGAAUCUGCGGCCAAGGCUUUCAUUAACUAACAUCUCCCCGUAUUUCAAUGGUCACUUAUAGUUAUUGGUGUGCCAGAACGUACGGCAACAUUUACAACAUUUUAAAUAAUGUAAUGACCAACUAGCAGCAAUAAGAAAUGUAAUUUAGUUAAAAAUAGAGACGAUUGGCUCCGCUCCUACAGAGGGACUGAUCCCUAAAAUGAGCUUAGGGAGUAUGAUUAUAAUAUAUCAAUGCCAUGGCUUGGAAAAUGAUUAAAUAGCACUUUGUAGAUCAGGUUGUGUAGUUAUCUUGUUUUCUUAUAAAAAAAUAAAUAUAUAUUAUGCCCCUGUAAUCCGUAUCAGAACAUGAUCAAAUGAUUGUGCAACAAUUCUGUCUUUGGGGAUUCUAGUCAAGCAAAUAUAAUGUUUACUUUAUCUGUUACUUUGUUGUAUAGAGCAUUAACACAGAGCGACUGGCUGGUUCAGUUUUGUACCAGAACAAAUCAUUUAAUUUCUAAACUGUGGAUGUGUUUGUACUGAAUAUAAUAAAUGGAUAUUGAUU
Messenger RNA from Pelobates fuscus (common spadefoot toad), 7161 nucleotides. It is a transcript of the gene NRAP, whose product is annotated as nebulin related anchoring protein. The coding region runs from base 195 to 5387 and encodes 1730 amino acids. Gene Ontology annotation, molecular function: actin filament binding. Gene Ontology annotation, cellular component: Z disc. Gene Ontology annotation, biological process: cardiac muscle thin filament assembly. The transcript has 42 exons. The record is from RefSeq and is a predicted model, not a curated record. NCBI's taxonomy places the organism in Eukaryota, Metazoa, Chordata, Amphibia, Anura, Pelobatidae.